AAAUACGCAAUCAUUUCUAUUUACGUUGUUUAGCAAAGUGGACGUACUUCGUAUUUAUUGUCUAAACAACUGUGUUUGUGAACCGCUAUUUAGAUGAAGUCAUUAAGUAUCAUUUUGUGAGAGUCGACAUUUAAUCUCUACUUAUAGAUUUUACGUUAUUUUGUUUAUUUUUUCACGUAUUCCAACGAUCAGAAUUCAAUUCGACAAUAUUUUCUGUAUUAUGUCGUUCGCAUAAUACAAAUUAGUAUCAAAACAAUCGUAUUUAUUGCAUGUGAUCGUAAGUCAUGUCGACAAAGAAGAAAAUCGACAUGAAGAUGGCCAGCCAAAUGGAAAGUCCGACCACAAUCAAAGAACGAGCAGAGACAAUUCAUACAGGACUAGAGACUCUGCAGAAGAAAUGCUCGGAUCGCAAACAUAUGAAGUCAAUUUCAAUGAAGAAUCUCUUUAUGGUUCUGGAAUAUAUGGCGGAACAUUUGUGUUACGGACAGAUUAGCCUUUUCCAAGAAGAUUUCAUCAGCCAUUUGAGAGUGUUAACGAUUUUGACAGAGCACCGAAUAUCCGUUGGUUUUGAUAAGUAUUUCCUAAAAAUUAGCGAGUUAUUGUGCGAAUUAUGUCCGGCCAUAGGUGCGCAUGUUGAGUUACUUUACGGUGUAUUGAGACAGUGGCGCUUGUGUGUAAAGAACAUGCCGAGUACCGUCCCUCCAAUCAACGUCGAACGGUUGAAAAAGUGUGCGCAAUGCCUCGUCAUUGCCAGUAGAAUUUCAAUGCAACAAAUAUUGUUGGAAAUUGUCUAUGCCUAUUGUGAGCACGCUAAAGCCGGACCAUCAAAAUUGCUUCCAACAAUAUUCCAAGAUAUUCCAUUGCUUUCAGACAAUCGGGGAGAUUAUUUUGCUUCAAUUACAAAUAACUUUGUGGACAUGCAAUGGUUUCUCUACCAUUUUAAUCGGCGGUUAUCACAACAGAAAAUCCAUUCGGAAAUGGUUUGGGGUCUGCGAUUCGGUGAUGAAGUCAUCGAUUGUGAUGCGAAAAAUGAACGAUUUGUACAUUUCAAUGAGAAUUCAAUUGAAUUUUGGAUUCCGUACGACGUUAACAAUGGAAAUGUUGGUAAUGGCACCAAUUUAAAAGUGGUCAUCGAAGCGUCUGUGAUUAAAAAAGUGCUGAUCGAAGAAGAUGAUACACCAUAUGUGAAAAUGAUAUCAUUUGAACUAAGCGAUCGGAUACGAUUUGAAAAUGUCGAGGAAAUGGAAGUAGCGCCGGCUAGUCUGCAAAAAUCAAACGUCAUCACAAUGCUGUUCAUGUGUGGUUUCCAGAAGAACCAACUCAAUCAACUGCUUGUCAGAAUGCUGGGUAUCGAUGCCGACAAACUACAUGAGUACGUUGAGAUAAGAACGGAAAUAGUUUCAUCAUCCGAUGUAGAAAUGUCUGACGACGAUGAUGAUGUGAUUGAAUUCAUUCCGAUAGAAUACGAAACACGCAGACCACUAUAUUCCAAUCGAAACCAAUUCCACUCGCAAACGAAAAAUGAAAUACCAUCCGAAAGUCUGAUUAAACAAACAGAAUUGAUCAAGCAAACCAUUCAAAAAGCGUCGGAAGUUAAAAGACCGAAACGAAAACUUAGAGACAAAGAUUCAACAGUCAUUGAUAUGAGUGAUGAAGGUGAACUGCCAUCGAAAACAAAAUCUAUGCUCGCCAAAUCAACUACUCCAAUCGAACCAUCGUCGAAAGCAGCGGUCAAAAGAGCGAAAUCAACGGUGGCCCUUAAAACGGCUAAAACGGUUAAAACGCAGAAAAAAGAUGUGAAAAAAUCACCGGUGCAACGGCCAAAACGUAGUGCAUCCGAAAUGGCUAAGAAAAAGUUGGCCAACAAUGAAUCGGACGAAUUUGAUUUUGAUCCCAUUGAACUACCAAAAAAAUCCAAAAAUAAAGCACCGCUCAAGCGCAAAGAUGAAGUGGCACCUAUUCUCAAUCCACUAAGAAAAAGAGGGAACUCAACAAUAGAUGAUAAAAAUGUGAUUUUAGUCGAUUUUGUGUCCAAUACAAACUCAAGUGAUGGAGAGAUGUCGGAAAAAAUUAGCAUAACAGCAAAUAGUUUAACGACCGCAAUUGCGAGCAAAUCAAAAUUUGAUAGAAUUUUACAAAAUGCAUCGACAAUCAAUGAAAUGGCAAAAAGUGGCAUGCGUCGCGAUCCCAUUUUUUCAUAUCGUAAAUUGGCCGCUGCAAAAAAACCAAAACCAGAAGAUGAUGAAAAUCAGGGCUCACACAACGAAAAUUAUGGCGAUGACAUCGAUGCGAAUGGAAACAUCAAAAAGUGCAAAAACUGUCGCAGAAACGAACGAAUGGUUGAAGAUUAUUUGCAGAAUAUUGGUAAAGUGGCGACUAAAGUCAACAUUUUGGAUCGAACUAUAGACGAAUGCUACUGCGGAACAUCUAAGAACAUCGCUCAAACAUAGUCACACAUUUUUUU
Molecule: messenger RNA, 2464 nt
Organism: Contarinia nasturtii (swede midge)
Lineage: Eukaryota; Metazoa; Arthropoda; Insecta; Diptera; Cecidomyiidae
Exons: 8
Coding region: 285-2450 (721 amino acids)
Source: RefSeq, a predicted model, not a curated record